Messenger RNA from Biomphalaria glabrata, 1584 nucleotides. RefSeq names its product carbohydrate sulfotransferase 3-like. Gene Ontology annotation, molecular function: N-acetylglucosamine 6-O-sulfotransferase activity. Gene Ontology annotation, biological process: sulfur compound metabolic process; N-acetylglucosamine metabolic process. The coding region runs from base 1 to 1155 and encodes 384 amino acids. NCBI's taxonomy places the organism in Eukaryota, Metazoa, Mollusca, Gastropoda, Planorbidae. The record is from RefSeq and is a predicted model, not a curated record. The transcript has 6 exons.
AUGUCGUUCCCCAGCAACGGAAUUUCAAGAUUUCCAUAUUGCACUGUGCCACCCCCAAUGUUCAAGGAGAAUCAAACUUCAGAUCAUAAGAAAUUCAAAGACUAUUUUCCUAGAAAUGUUCGGAAAUUUAACAGAACGAAUAAUAAGUUUCAAUUUUUGCCUGACGUGAUCGACGAUGAAGAAACUAUCCUAGUACGAGACAAACUCAUCAUCAUGACCUACAUGAGAAGUGGGUCAACACUGACCGGUGAUAUCAUUCAACAAAGCCAGGACGUGUUCUACAUGUACGAGCCCCUGUGGAACAUUGAGAGGGUGCUCACCAACAAGAGCGGGAACGGAACAUUGACUUUUCUGAAUGGAACAAGUCUGCCAUUUGUUUAUAAUGCGGAAUUCUACAUGGCCAGAAAGAUACAAAUUCUAGAGUCGGUGUUAAACUGUAGCUUGAUGGAACUAGAUGUGGGCACGCUUACACAAUAUCACAUGUUCAACAGCCUGUCAACUCGAGCCUUUGGUCUUUGUGCUAAUCAUCAAAAAGACAUGGAGAUUUUAGGACGGUGCGUACGAGUGUUACAGAAUGACUGCAGAAAGUCCAAGGUCGUUGUGAUCAAGGUCAUCAGAAGCUCCAUGCUAGAGAUGUACCGACUGAUGACGAGAGAGCCAAGAUUGAAAGUCUUACAUCUGCUCCGAGACCCUAGAGGCACAAUGAAAUCCCAAUACCUGGUCGGAGCAUUCAACUGGACACACCUUCCCAAAACGUCGCUUGGCCACUGCCAGAGAGUUUCGCGGGACCUGGAGAUGUCCCAGUUUGUUUCGGAGGAGUUUCCAGGUCGCAUUUUCAUCCUACGCUACGAAGAUCUUGUCGAAAGGCCUAUUCGGGUAACGAAGCAGCUCUAUUCCUUCGUAAAUUUAACCCUAACCCUGGAGAUCCAGAACUACAUAUGGAACAUAACGUAUGGUGGAAACCCCGAUGGCUGUAACAUUUGCACGGUGCGCGAAAAUGCAACGGAAACGGCUUACAGUUGGAGGAAAAAAAUGUCUUUUGCUAGUAUAUGGAUGAUCCAGUCGCAGUGCUGGAGUGUAAUGAAUAUCUUAAAAUAUCGCACGUUUGAUAGUAACGCUGAGAGGAUGGAUGGAACGUUGUCAGCAAAGUAUUAACUCUUUCUCUCCGUAAUUAUUUACCAAAUUCUGGUGGAAUCAACGCUGGUAUCGUCAGUUAGGAGAGAAAGAGUUAAGAGCCUGAUACAGCAAGUGAGAGACCAUAUUGUUAUACCAUUAUGUUUACCAUCUUAAAGUAUAUUUUACGCCCCAUUGUUGACUUUCACAAAGAGUUCAGUAUUUGAAGAGCAAGGUAAAAUAGGAUCACAUAUUUCAAGACAGUCUUCAAAAAAAUAAGCACAAAACUCAUGGCGUUUAAUGUUAUUUGUGAUGCCAAACGACUCGUCGAUCUGACUUGAUCUUGAUGAAGAGUUCAGUGAGACGAAAGUUAAAUUACUGACUGGAUAUUUCAGAAGUGCCUUGAAAAUGUAUCGAGCAAUCAACACUGUCACCAGGCGUCCUGUAGGAGGAUGUUUUGUACAAUGUAAA